CCAUAUACUCGAAAUUCCAACUGUUGCAACCUGCGACGUGUUUCGUAAAGAAGCUUCCUUAUUUCAAGGAAGAUAUGGUCUCCAGGUGUUCAGUUUUUUCAAAUGAGGUUCAGUUCAUCCCUAGUUUUGGUGGAAUUCGAUACCUUGCUGAAAAUCGUUCCUUUAAGGCGUGGUUUUUAGAUCAGUUUGGAGUUCUUCAUGAUGGUAAACAACCUUAUCCAGGUGCCGUUUCAACUUUAGAAAAACUUGCAAGCAAUGGAGCCAAGAUGGUGAUAAUUAGUAAUUCAUCGAGACGUGCAUCAGUUACCAUGGAGAAAUUGAAGAGCCUUGGGUUUGAUCCUUCAUUGUUCCUGGGGGCAAUCACUAGUGGAGAAUUAACGCAUCAAUACCUGCAAAGGAGGGAUGAUGCAUGGUUUGCAGCAUUGGGAAGGGCUUGCAUUCACAUGACAUGGAGUAAUCGAGGUGCAAUAUCUCUAGAGGGUCUAGGUUUGCAAGUUGUGGAGAAUGCUGAAAUUGCGGACUUUGUUCUGGUCCAUGGAACUGAAGCACUUGGUCUUUCGUCUGGUGCAACACUUCCUAUGAAACUCGAAGAUCUUGAAAAAAUAUUGGAGCAUUGUGCUGCAAAGAAGCUUCCUAUGAUUGUUGCAAAUCCAGAUUAUGUGACUGUUGAGGCUAGGGCUUUGAGUGUUAUGCCUGGUACACUGGGAGCCAAAUAUGAGCAGCUUGGAGGUGAAGUGAAAUGGAUGGGAAAACCUGAUAAGGUAAUUUAUGAAGCAGCUCUGGCCCUGACUGGUGUGGAUGCUUCUGACUGUAUAGCUGUUGGUGACUCUCUCCACCAUGACAUCAAAGGUGCAAAUUUAACUGGAAUCCAAUCUACAUUUAUCACUGGAGGGAUUCAUGCAAAUGAACUUGGACUUCAUAGUUUUGGAGAGGUUGCAGAUCCAUCUUGUGUCCAAGCUCUUGCAUCAAAAUAUGAUGCUUAUCCAUCAUAUGUAUGUCCUGCCUUUACUUGGUAGUCUAAUCACUCUCUUGAUGAUUGUUCUUUCUUUCUGUUCCAAUUGUGUAAUAAGAAAUUACAUAUUUAAGAAACAAAUUCAUACAUUUCAUAUUGCAAA
Molecule: messenger RNA, 1115 nt
Organism: Telopea speciosissima
Lineage: Eukaryota; Viridiplantae; Streptophyta; Magnoliopsida; Proteales; Proteaceae
Exons: 8
Coding region: 75-1016 (313 amino acids)
Cellular component (GO): chloroplast
Molecular function (GO): phosphatase activity
Source: RefSeq, a predicted model, not a curated record